Amorphotheca resinae ATCC 22711 is the source of this 657-nucleotide messenger RNA. RefSeq lists its product as hypothetical. Bases 1 to 657 code for a protein of 218 amino acids. Lineage: Eukaryota; Fungi; Ascomycota; Leotiomycetes; Helotiales; Amorphothecaceae. The record is from RefSeq and is a predicted model, not a curated record. The transcript has a single exon.
AUGUCUCCCACCUUACGAAAGUCUACUGUCUCUCAGGCCAAGGCCAAAAGCCCUGCCGUCAAGAGAACCACCCGCAAGGGAACCUCGGGAAAAGGAUGUAUCACCAAGAAAGAUCCUUCCAGACCUACCAUUAGGGUUGCUUUCCCCAAGGGUAUCUUUGCUUUGAUUAUCAGCAAGCAUCCGGAGAUCGCGCCAUCCAAGCGUCGAGCACCAGCCAAGCGCGUUAAACCGGUGAAGGAGCCCAUCCCCAAGAAGGUCCAGGCACUCGAAGAGAGCCUCGGACAGUUGAAGCUGAACAAGAAGACGGUGAUAAUUUUGAAGACAUCGAAUAAUCAAGUCCGGGCUGAGGAAUCUCACGUGGCCGUAAGUGCUGGUGUUGAGAAGGGUCUUGAGCAGAAGGCAACUGAAGUCAAUGGCGAAUUGAAGAAAGGCGCUCUGGCAAAGAAGGAUGGAGACACUGGAGCGAUGACUGCAAGUGUUGGAGCGCAGCAGGGGCUGCAGGGAAUUCCGGGAUUGAAGGAAGGUGAUGUCAAGAUGUCGGAUGGUGCACCAAAGAUCACUGGAGCUCAGGCGCCCGGCCCUAAAAUUCGUAUCAAGUUGAAUGUUUCAGGUGGACGCAAGGGCAAGGCAAGUCCGGAUGAUGAUGAGGAUAGAUAG